Molecule: messenger RNA, 2412 nt
Organism: Malus domestica (apple)
Lineage: Eukaryota; Viridiplantae; Streptophyta; Magnoliopsida; Rosales; Rosaceae
Product: phosphatidylinositol N-acetylglucosaminyltransferase subunit C
Biological process (GO): GPI anchor biosynthetic process
Cellular component (GO): membrane; glycosylphosphatidylinositol-N-acetylglucosaminyltransferase (GPI-GnT) complex
Source: RefSeq, a predicted model, not a curated record
UUUCGUUGGGUGUUUCGCUUUAGUCGGCUUUAGGAUGUGUAUUCUGGAUGUAUUCUCUUGCGUUGUUGUGAGUGCUUUCAGAUUUUCUUACUUGUUUGUACUUCGUAGUAUUACUUAUCCAUUAGUGUUAGCCCCGUUCGAACUUAACUCAUAUACACAAGAAACUAUUCAUACAAGAACUAGAAAGACAAUGAGUUCAUUAACGUCAUCAUUUGUACAAACCUCGGUAUAUAAACUAAAUUUGCAUGAGCGUGGACUCCGGCGUCCCACUAUCCGGAUUUUGUAGGUGAUCUAGGCCUGAGCGCCUUAGUCCCCCUGCUUUUGAGUUGUUCAUCGGAUCUUUCUUGGUGUAGUUUAGUUCCUGUCGCCCUUGUGCACCGCAGUGACGAUGGUGUUUUGGCUAAUUUGGUCUUCGCUUUUGUGCGUUGUUAUUGUGAGUCUUGUAUACUAACGAUGACUUUGUUGUGGUCUUGCACUUUUGCUAUGAUUUUUUGUGGCCUUGCUAUUCAGCGAUGGCCAUUGUGUCUACCAGUAUCUCUCUGUUGCUGUUAUCGUUUAUUGUGACAGAUCUGUACUGGUAGUUAAGUGCGCUUGUCAACUGUGUGAUUGAGCUUGUGGGUGUCUACUAGGGUUCAACGUUAUUUGUCUGCUUUGUGCAAAUUCAUUCCAGAUCAAUUUAUUGGUCAUUGGAAUUAUGUAUCCAAUGACACUUUGCAAUUGCUUGGUGUUGACUAAUGAAAGGCUAUGCUAUUGUUGUCAAAAAAGAGUGGAGAGUUGGCUAAACCUCAUAAAAUUGACCGGAUCAUAUUAUUGUUCUUAAAUUACAACAAUAAAUAAAUUUCGCAACAAUUGAAACUAUAAGAAUUAAGUGAAGUUUCGCUAAAACUACAAACCCUAAAAUCAUAAUAGUGUCCGAAAAAAAUGAAUCAUAAUAAUUGGGCAGAGAAAUUAAAAUCUUUAGGCGCGCGUGGAGCGCGACCGAGAAAAAAAGGUUGUGGACACGCGCCGGAGCGGACCGUUUUUCAGUUUUACAUUUCCAGACGACAGCGUUCUUUCCAUACCGACGUCGCGUCGUCUUCUUCCCCUUCCAAGUUCCAAUUCUGCUCCGGAAAUAGAGAACCCAAAUUCCCUGAAACCCUAAAAACUUUUGAUUCAACCUCAAUUCUAUAUCUUUGGCAUUCUUCCGAGUAAGGUUCAGCUUGUAGCUUGUUCCCCAGUUGAUUCUGACACAUGUUCGGAUCAGCCAACUUCGCACUAACCCUGAUAAUGUGUGAGAUUUUUCCGGUGGAGAUGGGGUGCAUAACAAUGGCUCCGUGUUUUCUUGUUUGAGGUCAAAACCAGUAGAGCAAAGCACACUCUUGAGGUGGGGUUUAAUAUUUGGAUUGUAAUGGAUACCAACACGACUGAGAGGACAUCUCCGACACAAACCAAAUGGAGAAAAGUGGCUUAUGGAGGGAUGCAACCUGGUUUUGAUGACAAUUACACUGAUGAAUCUUUUCUCGAAGAGAUGGUCACAAAUGCCAACGUGCGAAAAAGGGACAUGCUAAAAGUGAUGCAGGAUUCAGUUUCCAUCUCCCAAUAUCUGUGCAUCGUAACUCUCACUGGUUUGGUUUGGAUCUACACCCUCAGAUCAACUCUGAACGAAAAUUCGCUUUUGCUUCUUGAUGUCACCCUUCUCGGAUUGGGUUUUCUCAUACUCCUUUUAACUCAAGAAAUGUUUUCCCUCAAUCUUCUUUUCCAUUACAUCCUCAAUAUUUCUUUUUUUACCACCGGCUUAUAUCUUCUAGCUCCUAUUUAUCAAACUCUUACAAGAUCCAUUAGCUCAGACUCCGUUUGGGCAGUAACCGUCUCACUCCUUGUGCUUCACCUUUUUCUCCAUGACUACUUUGGGUCCACCAUAAGAACUCUUGGGGCCCCAAACAAUCCGACAUUGACAAGCUGCAUCUCUUUAAAUGCUUCUGUUGUGGCCUCGGUUUUCAUGGCUUCGCGCCUGCCUUCAAGUCUUCUUGUCUUUGCGAACAUGCUUUUCUCCCUGCAAGUUUUCCUUUUCGCUCCGUUGGUAACUUACUGCAUCAGGAAGUAUUCCUUCCGUCUGCACCUCUGGUUUUCGUUUAGUCUGAUGGUUGCAACCUUGGUUUUUGUUUAUAUGCUACAUCUGUUUCUUUUCGUAAUGUUGUUAGGGUUGUUGGUUUUUGUAACUUUGGUCUGUCCGUAUUGGCUGAUACGGAUGCAGGAGUACAAAUUUGAGAUUAACGGUCCGUGGGACGAGGCUAAGCUUUGUUUUGAGAUUGUAGAUUGAGAUUUUGAGUGCCCUUGCGACCGUUUGUUGUAAUAUAUGUAAUUUCAAUGUAGAACAUACAAAUGUUCUGUAAACAUUAUCUUCUGUAUCUCCUACCGUUAAUCGUGUUUAGU